Exaiptasia diaphana is the source of this 2159-nucleotide messenger RNA. RefSeq lists its product as uncharacterized. Gene Ontology annotation, molecular function: poly(A)-specific ribonuclease activity. The record is from RefSeq and is a predicted model, not a curated record. Lineage: Eukaryota; Metazoa; Cnidaria; Anthozoa; Actiniaria; Aiptasiidae. The transcript has 9 exons. The coding region runs from base 68 to 985 and encodes 305 amino acids.
GUCACCGUUUCCGACGUGACGAUUUUUCUCUUUUUUAGAUGUUUUUUAACAAUGGGAUUUUAUAUUUAUGAUUCGUUUUUCUAUCAAAUUCCUGGCCCCGAUACUGCUCUCCAAGAUGGCGGUGGCGGCUGCUUCAAAUAAGGUCUCAUUUAGAUGUGCAACGUUUAACAUCUUGGCUCCAUGUUACCGGCGAUUAGAAGGCCAGUAUAGCAAAUGGGAAAGUUCACAGCCUAACCUAUAUAUGGAGAGAUUGCAGUCAAUCAUCCARCUAAUUUCCCAACAACCUAAACUGGACACCAUAUGUUUGCAAGAGUUUUGGUUUAAUAGUGAUGCAUUGGAAUURUUUGAAAAUAAGCUAGGUGAUAGAUAUAAAAUUAUCAAGUUAAAAAGACAAGGAGAGAARACAGAUGGAUUGGCUAUAUUUGUUGACAGAUCUCUAAGGAUCCUUGCAACACAGUCUUUAAGGUUUAAUGACUAUGGUUACAGAGUCGCUCUACUUUUACAUUUAGAAUUACCAGACAAUGGGUAUGAGGUUAUAUUAACAACAACUCAUUUAUCCUAUUGCCACAACUUUUUUGAUCAAUAUGUCCGAAUGUCUCAAGCACAAAAAGUUGUAGAUGGAAUAAAUAGCUAUAUGGAAAGGGAUGACAUUGAAGCACCGCCUGUAAUCUUGUGUGGAGAUUUUAACAGCCCACAAGAAAACCCUGUUUAUAAAUAUGUUUGCCAAAAUGGUUUUACGUCGUCAUUUAAGAAUGUGCAUGGAAGAGAACCACUUGUCACUCAUAAGGACCACACUGGUCAGGAAAUGUCUGUUGAUUAUGUAUUUUAUAGGAAUUCAGGCAGUCAAACUAUCAAGCCUAUAUCUUCUACUCUAAUACCAGAAAAAUACUCUGACCAGACUUGGCCAAAGGAAUUCAACAUCUCAGAUCACAGGAUGUURAUCACAGAGUUUGAAAUUGAAAGUCAAUCCGAGCCUGACACUUAAAUUGAUGCUAUCAACAUUUAAACAGUUUAGUUAGUGACAAUCCAUAAAUACUAUACAGAAAUACUUUGUUUUGGUGCUGUUGCUGUUUUUUCUUGUCGUUAAAAUGUUUCUGAAAUUUUCGCUGUUUUAUAUCUACUACUUGUAUCUUUGUUGCUUUUACAUUGUUGUUGCUGUUGCUGCCAUUGUUUUUGUUGUUUAGUCUCCUUUCACAGCCGCAUUCCCGUUCCCAGAACCCUACGUUCUGGUUAUGGCUUGUUCCCAGGUCUCCCCCAUUUAUUWGGGGGGAGUCCAUCGAACGGGCCUCAUAAUGGCUCUUGUAGUGGAUACUUCUUCUAUCACCGUUUUCUUUGCACAUGUUCUUCUGUAGUAGGUUGUACGACGGGGAAAUAGCGUUUUCCACCGUAUAAAUCCUUAUACAGCGAAUAAAAUCCAUACUAAAUCAAAUGUUAUCUACCCGUUGUACAAGCGGAACUGUACAGUUGUCCAGUGACCUUGGCAUUAAUAAGCRUUGUUGGUCUUGUUGUUGUUUAGUCUUGUAACGAUUGUCGUUUUUGGUUUUUCUUCAAGAAGGUUGGUGAUGUACAUUUAUUUGGCGUUGAUUCUGGCUCGUCCCCAGUCAUCUCUCGCGCCUUUUUUUCUAGUGUCUCGCUCGAAUUGAUGCUUUUCGCGCGCGAGAUAGGAGAGAACGACUGGGGACGAGUCAGCCGUUGAUUAACAUUACCAUAUGCGCUUGUAAUGAUAGUAUUUCUGAUUGUGUGAUGUGAAAAUGAUUUUGUUUGUAUCAUUUUUUGUAUUAUAAUAUAUUCCUAUUGUUGUUCACUUUUAAAACAAACUUCAUAUUGAAUUUUCAGGGUAUUACCAAUAAUAUAUUGUAUAUUCAUUUAUAAAAAUCGUUUAUAUGUGAGAAACAGUUUUAUAAAGAAGGCAUAACGCUAUUUACUCUAGGRAAGUUUGGCAGCGACGUCCGCCAUCUUGGUUACAUUUCGUUUUGCGCACACAUAACUGUCGAAAUGUGAAAUAAUUAUGUGAAAAGCAUGAAAUAAUUGUGCAAUUUCUCAAUAAAAAAGAGCUAAUGAUGAUUCAGUCAUAAGCAAACUAUGGGAGAGCGUUGAGCUCAACGUGUGUAUAAAAUAGGUAUUUUAAUCGUGGUGAUUGUCAGUACCAACGAUAUUUA